AUGAAACAAACAACCUUAUCAACCCACUUCCCAAGUGUAAAACCAGACCUAGAUUCUGCUACACGCAAGCGAAAGCACAAAGAAAAUGAUGAUGAAUCUCUUCAUGUUUCGAAAAUUCUCAAGCUGGAGCCCACUCAAACUCAACGAGUCGACCCGCGCAUUUGCAAAAGCCUCAAUGGUGACUUUGAAAAGUCAGCAUCUGAACCCAUCCAGGCACAAAAACUCAAAGUCCUUCUAACCCCACCUAGCCAAGUCCCUCUUCUAUCUCAAAAAACCCAAGACUUAAUAGAAACUCUUAAAAAACGAAACUUACUCUUUGUGUCAAUAUUUAUUUUUAUAUAUUUUAAAAAUUUAUUUGACAAAAUUUCAUAUAAAUUAAUUUUAAAUUAACUCUGGGGAGAUUUAGAUCGUCCAAGAAAAGAGGUCGAUGAGGUGUUGAGCUCGGUUACCGCGAAAGAAAAGUACCAAGACCUAUUAGACCCCCAGCGUGCUCUUGCCCUUCCUUAUAAGUACAGAAGACUCUUAGACCUGUUAGAAGCCGCAGAUACGAGCUUAAAUUGUGAAAUUCGUUUAAAAAAAUCAUAUAUACCUAUCUAUAUAAGCUUAAUUUCAAAAAAUAUCUGCCAUAUAUCUACUUUUUUUUAAAUAAGAUUACUGGAUCAUAUCCUGCUUUUUCAUAUAUCUUUUGAAAAUAUAAAAAGGGCGGUGUCAGAAACAUAUAAACUGAAAUUUGAUCUAACUCAGCUCCAGCAGAUGCUUUAUGUAAUUCCGACCAUCUAUAGGAUGACAUGGCUGAAAAAGAAUGCAAGAGAAUUCGAUUUAAUUAUGGAUUUCCCUGAAAAUCUUCCAAAAAUUGAGAAUCAAAUUACAAGAGAUCUAAUUGAAGUAAGAAAGUCUCAUUUCAGAAAAGGGCUAAUAGAAAUCAUCAAGCAAUACCACGAAGCCUUCCUAUCUUCACUCCCAAGUCGCCCACAAAUAGACCCUGAAAAACUCAAAACAUGGCACUCUUCUUUUGAUUUACAUAAUUUGCCAGACCUUCCUCUCAAAGAUCUUCCAGACAAACCAGACUCUCCAGUAAUCCCAAACAUUUCUGAUAUUUAUGAGCUAGGGUUUUCAAGAAAUAAAUUAUUAAAAAAUGUCUUUGAAGGAAUUUCAGAAAAUAAAGAAAUUAAUAUUGCAGAAACACCAGUCACUGGUGAAAAUACACCAAUUAAAGGGCUCUCACUAGAAAUUUCUAAUCAAAUAUUAGCAAAAGAAGCUGCAUUUAUUGAAGAAAGUUUACAGAUGGAAAGUCCUGAGAAAAAAGCUAAACAAGUAAGAGCUCAAAGGCUAAUUAACAUGUGCGAAUUAAUGAAAGCUUUAUUUUCAGUCCACAAGACUCCAAGUAUCUUUUUCUCAUGCUUAGUUAAAAAAAUCAAGAACAAUUGCAAAGGAUUGGCAAAAGAAGUAAUUGAAGAAGAUGUCAAGGAAAUUGUUGAUCUUUUCCCUAACUGGAUUUCUAUUUUUAAUACAAACUCUGGAGAUGUCGUGAGAAUGAAUAGAAAGCAUGAAGCAAUGAUGGUGGAUUUAAUUGAAGAGAUCCAGAAAAAAUAUAACUAA
This is a messenger RNA of Blepharisma stoltei, 1599 nucleotides long. The record is from the annotation of a GenBank genome assembly. Lineage: Eukaryota; Ciliophora; Heterotrichea; Heterotrichida; Blepharismidae.